GAUUAUGAGAAUUGGGCUGAGAGAAAUGAGAGCACUUUCCAAGUUGUUGUUUUCAUCGGUUAAAGACAGCACCUUCUUUGAGAGUUGUGGCGUAGCUGAUCUGAUCACCACAUGCCUGGGAGGAAGAAAUAGGAAAGUUGCUGAGGCUUUUGCAAGGAAUGGAGGCAAAAGGUCUUUCGAUGAGCUUGAAGCCGAGAUGCUGCAGGGCCAGAAAUUACAGGGUGUUUCAACAGCAAGAGAGGUUUAUGAGGUUCUGAGCCACCGGGGAUGGCUGGAGUUAUUUCCGCUUUUUGCAACAGUGCACAAGAUCUGCAUUGGUCAUCUUCCACCAUCAGCCAUAGUUGAAUACAGCGAACAUAAGCCAAAUUUCUCUCUGGUUGACGGAUCUGCCGAAUAUUUUUGAUUCACUAAAGGAGUACAAAGAAUUUGUCUCCCCUAUUGUUUUCAGGUUUGAACUCCUUAUAUAUAGCUUCUUUCAGUUGUGCAUUUAGCAGAAACGAGAAGAACACAGAAACAGUAUGCAAUUCACACGAUCAGAAAACAGGUUUACAGAUUACGGUAGAACCUUUGGACAAUUGAAAUUAACCAUUGUAGAACUCCUGUUAUUUCUUGCACUUUUUUCUUCAUUCACUAAUGUGUAACACCUACUUUGAUACAAGCCAUACAAUAAAGAAGCAGAACAAACUUUUGCUUCCUA
Messenger RNA from Carica papaya (papaya), 697 nucleotides. The record is from RefSeq and is a predicted model, not a curated record. Lineage: Eukaryota; Viridiplantae; Streptophyta; Magnoliopsida; Brassicales; Caricaceae.